AUGGUGCAUAUUGCAUCUCAACAGAGCAGUGCAUUUGGAUCAUCCAAUGCAUCUGGUUCGGGUGUAAGAGGAGCCUCAAACACACCACACACACCAUAUCCCCCUCCACCACCGACACAGGCACAACAUGCUCCGCCACCAUCGACAUGGACAUCAUAUGCUCACAGACCACCCUCACAGCUACACAUCAUAUUUUUUCUUCAAUUCCUCUCAAAUAAGAUAUCUGAUCUUUUAUUUCGUGAUUCCAUCAGGUCUUUCAGUGGAGGGCUUCCGGUGGUGAAACCCACUUGGGUUGUAGAUUCUGUUGCAGCUAGCAAACUCUUGAGUUGGGUCCCUUACCAACUGGUCCAGCUUGCUGACAACCAGCCAAGGUUGUCAGCUUUCUUUGCUACUAAACUCUCAGUCGAGGAUUCUCGUCUUGUUAAUUAUGACAAUGAGCUUACAUCUAAUAGAGGAAGUCUACUAACGGAGGAGGAUUAUUUAUCUGAAGUUGGUGAAGAAACUGAAUACAUAAACCAAAAUGGAGGAGAGUCUGAUGAUACUGCACAUCAAAAGAUUCAAACACUAAUCGAGAAACCAACUAUUGGAAGUGAAAAGUCUUUGGAAAUGAAAAUAGCACAUACAUACAACCUUGAUGCAGAAGAUGAUAGCAGUGUGAAAGAUUCUAUUCAAGGGAGUCCUUCUCAGCCCUCUGCCUCACUCAACAAUUACUGCUUAGAGGCCUCACCAAACUCACCAGCUAUUGGGUCUUAUGGGUGUCAUUCAACUCUCACUGAUCCAAAUUUUGUGGAAAAUUAUUUCAAGAGUUCGAGGCUGCACUUUAUAGGAACCUGGAGAAACAGGUACCGUAAGCAUUUUCCUUGCCAGUCUAAAUGGAUCAAGAAUACCAAUUCAAAUCCUUCUUCGGCUGAUUUUCUCAGGACAACUAUUAUCCACAUUGACAUGGACUGUUUUUUUGUCUCAGUUGUCAUCAAGAAUGAUCAUAAUUUGAAGGAUAAGCCUGUGGUUGUAUGCCAUUCGGACAGUCCCAAAGGAACUGCUGAAAUUUCGUCGCCCAAUUAUCCUGCUGGUGUUUAUGGAGUAAGAGCUGGAAUGUUUAUUAGAGAUGCCAAGGCUCUUUGUCCUCACUUAUUGAAAGCAGCAGACUUGGCACAGAUGGGCUUCGACAGAGGUGAUGGGAUUCACUACAGUAGAAAGUUCAGCCUUUACCCUAUUGUUCACCUUCUUGCCAAUGAACAAUCACAACUUCGUGUUCUUGAAGAAGCUGAACCCGCCCUCUCUUAUGCAUUUCAGAAAUAG
Molecule: messenger RNA, 1299 nt
Organism: Humulus lupulus (European hop)
Lineage: Eukaryota; Viridiplantae; Streptophyta; Magnoliopsida; Rosales; Cannabaceae
Product: DNA repair protein REV1-like
Exons: 8
Coding region: 1-1299 (432 amino acids)
Biological process (GO): error-free translesion synthesis; error-prone translesion synthesis
Cellular component (GO): nucleus
Molecular function (GO): deoxycytidyl transferase activity; DNA-directed DNA polymerase activity
Source: RefSeq, a predicted model, not a curated record